AUGGCAAAUCGCAAAUUGCAGAGGGCAAGCAUCAGAAAGCAACGAAUCAACCUCCACAGAUCCCAAUACCCCUGCUCUCGACAGAAGAACAUCGUGAACGUUCCGGACUUCGGCCUCUCAACUUGGACAUCUUUCACAACAAUUGAUACAAUCAAUGAACAAACGGACGGGCCUCCCUGGUUCUUCCAGACUGAGUGGAAAGCAGCAGCAGGUUCCAUCGAUCCGACUCCCGGUCUUCUCUCGCCUCUGUCAUUUACAGACUGCGUUGGACGAACGGGACGGCGUGAGUUCCUCAGUCGUGCCAUUCCACUUAGUUACGCCAGAGGCACUCCGGCUACUCGGCUUACAGGCUGGGUGAAAUGCAGCAGCAGGUUCCAUCGAUCCGACUCCUGGCCUUCUCUCGCCUCUGUCAUCUACAGACUGCGUUGGACGGACGGGACGGCGCUGAGCGAGAAGCAGCAGCAGGUUCCAUCGAUUCCGACCCCCGGCCUUCCAAUGCCUUCGUCACCUUUGACGACGUAG
Molecule: messenger RNA, 522 nt
Organism: Aspergillus eucalypticola CBS 122712
Lineage: Eukaryota; Fungi; Ascomycota; Eurotiomycetes; Eurotiales; Aspergillaceae
Exons: 2
Coding region: 1-522 (173 amino acids)
Source: RefSeq, a predicted model, not a curated record